Anoplophora glabripennis (Asian longhorned beetle) is the source of this 577-nucleotide messenger RNA. RefSeq lists its product as uncharacterized. The annotation marks the transcript as partial. NCBI's taxonomy places the organism in Eukaryota, Metazoa, Arthropoda, Insecta, Coleoptera, Cerambycidae. The transcript is spliced from 2 exons. The record is from RefSeq and is a predicted model, not a curated record.
UUUAAAAGACAUUAAACAAAGACUACUUAUUCUUGAGGCGUAUCAAUUCAACGAUUACAGCCGCAUAACUUUUUUUAUAACCACAACUUUAUUCCUUUGCAGAUACGAACUAUACAGGCAGAAAAAAGUGCCUCCGACCAAGGCUUACGUCACUCUUUUAUCUUUGUACGAUCUCCUGAACAAAGAAUCAAAGCGAUUAGGGCUCAACAAGUACCAGGGCUACUCUGACGCGGUCCUUCAGGUGUUAAUAGAGUCGUCGAAGGAGUCCUCCGCUUACCAACUGAGAACGGUGCUCAACAAGAUCAUAGAGAGGAGCGACACGAAGAAGCCGGACAUCGUAAAGAAAAUCAAACAGCUGGUGACCGAUUUGGAUGAACACUCGAGUUACAUCAACAACGCGCUGAGGUACAUCCCGGCUCUACCCUUCGUGUCGUAGACGACAAACGUCGGUUUUGUGAUUUAUCGCUAAAAUAUUUUAUACAUAGGUACAUAUGUUUUCUGUAAAUAAUCAUAUUCGUGAGUAAUAUAGUAGUGACGUAGCCAAAUGAAAAGAAUAAAGUAUUUUUACACAGUCAAA